AUGUCUGAUUCACCGGAUCCAGCACAAAAAUUCUCUCGAAGUCAGAGUGCUAUUUCUGGUGGGUAUCGCCGUGAUGCACGAAGUAGAUACAAUGAAUAUUUGAAGAAAUUAGAAGAGAAAACUCAACUAUCGAAAGCAUAUAAUAGUGAACAAAAAUCCAAAGACGAUCUUUUAAAACAGCGUGAGAAUGGCUUUCAAUUAUAUAUCAACGGAGUUCAUCACACGCCACCUGCACGCUCGUCAUCUGCUACGCGUAACCGAAAUGACAGUUCAUUCCGUCGCACACAAACUCCUGCACUGUCACAUACAACUAUAAACCGUCGUCGAUGGAUGCCGCCAAUACAAACAAAGAUCAAAACAGACCACGGCUCAGUAAUUACUGACAUUCAUCAUCAAAUCAUGAAUUCAAAUCACCGUAGUAAACAAUCCGUAAAUAAUCAACUUACAUACCGCUUAGUAUAUUCACCGAGUGUCGAUCAAAGUUGGAUGCCCGAUUGGUUUCGGAAUAUGACAUCAAAUUCCAGCGAACAAAAUCCCGAUGUAAAACAAAGUUUUUCUUUGCCUUUUGAUAAUAUAUCAACAGUAGGAUUAACCAGUUCUCAACAGCAAACUUAUCGCCUUUCAACACCGGUAGGAGCACGACUUGCUGGUGGAGACUUAACAAAGAAUGCCAGUAGCACUCAGGCAACGAAUCAGCCAUUGUUUGUCACUGGAACGAGGCGAACAUCGAAAACGGUGGACAGUCUUGAUCUUGAAAAUGUUCUUCAUCCAAAAGAAGUUCACAUUGAUUCGGAGGUUGAAGAGAAAAAAUCAUCUCACGCAUCGAACAAACGAAGUCCAUUCGCCGAAGCUACUUUUAAUGAUCGUCAAACAGAUCGGCUAGAAAAGUCAAUGACCCAACUAGAGCUGUUUAGCCGAAAGCAUCGUGGAACGCUUGAAAGUGAAAAAAUUGAGGAAUACUUCUCCAGCGGAAGCCCUAAAACUGAAAAUGACAACGAUGAAGAACAAUUUACUAUUCCUGAACUUCCAGUUGGUGAACAAUUAGUAUUCAAUUUGAAAACAACAUGGGGUGACCGUCAUUAUGUUGGAUUAAACGGAAUUGAACUCUUUUCUGGUGAAGGCCAUCCAAUACUCAUUAAGAAGAUCACAGCAGAUCCGCCCGAUAUAAAUAUUUUACCCGAAUACGGCAAUGAUCCCCGUGUGGUGACAAAUUUAGUUGAUGGAGUCAACAAAACUCGGGAUGAUAUUCAUAUGUGGCUCGCACCAUUCACCAGUGGCCGACCGCAUUUCAUCUGUAUUACACUUGAACAUCCAACGAAGAUUGCAAUGAUUAGAAUUUGGAACUAUAAUAAAAAUCGAAUACAUUCAGCACGUGGUGCAAAAGACGUAGAAAUUGCGUUGGAUGGUCGUGCGAUUUUUAAAGGAGAAAUAACUCAAGCCUGUGGAAAUAUCAACGCUAGUAAUGACCCAUCCGCGUACGGCGAAACGAUUUUAUUCACUACGGACGAGAGAAUUUUGGAGAAUAUUUCGAACUAUGAUGAAAUGUAUAUCGAUCAAGAAGCUGCACAGGAGGAUGAUGAGAACAUGAAAACAGCCGCAAAUCGUCCUCCGAGUCCAGGAACUGAUGUUCGACCUAUGACACGUGCUAUGCUACGAAGACCAUUUACUGCUAUGCGUUCAUCAGCUGCAAGUCAAGUACCAGAAUAUUAUGGCAAAAAAUUAAUUCUAACAGUAACUGAAACAUGGGGUGAUCCAGACUAUUGUGGUUUAACCGGACUUGAAGUUGUUGACAUUAACGAUGCUGACUGUGUCAUUCAAUCAUUCGAUGCUCGUCCACGCGAUGUGACUGUCCUUUCAACCUAUGAAAAUGCAGUUCAAAGACUCGAGAAUUUAUUCGACAGCGAGAAUGUGACAUGCAAUCCUAAUCAUAUGUGGCUAUGUCCGUUUAAUAGGAAAGACCGGGUACGUAUCGUGAUUACAUUGAGUGUAUCGAAGAAAUUACAUGGCUUACGUAUAUGGAAUUACAAUGAAUCAUCGGAUGAUACUUAUCGAGGAAUAAAACGUCUACAUGUACAAUUGAAUGAUAAAAUUAUCUCGCCAAGACAAGGAUUUUUGCUACGACGUGCACCUGGCCAUUGCUUUUUUGAUUUCGUUCAAGAAAUUGUCUUCGCUCAUGCAAAAACAAUGAUUCCAGAGCAACAGAAACAAGCAAAACAAGCAGCAGCCAGUCUUCAGAAUGCCGAUUCAGAUGUAUCGAUGCCGAAUGGAUUCAUUUACGAAUUUCAAUUUCAUUCAACACACGGUGACGCAUAUUAUAUCGGUUUAAAUGGCAUUGAAUUCUAUGAUGACAAUGGUGAAUGUAUUGGUCUCACACAACAAAAUAUUGCGGCAUAUCCUCAUAGUGUCAAUGCACUCAAUCCAGGUACAGACGAUGAUGUACGUACACCGGAUAAAUUAAUUGAUGGAGAAAAUGAUGAUGUUAACGGUAGCCACUCUUGGAUCGCACCGAUUCUGCCGAAUAUAAUCAAUCGUGUGUUUGUUAUUUUCGAUCGGCCAACAUCUGUGUCUAUGAUUAAGAUAUGGAAUUAUGCGAAAACACCUAGUCGCGGUGUGCGCGAAUUCUCUUUACUUGUUGAUGAUCUACUCGUUUGGACUGGUAUACUCGAUAAGAUGAACGAUGACGAUGAUGGAAAAGCAUACCAUGUACCAUUCAAUACGAUUCUGUUUGCGGACGAGAGAAUUCUUACAGAACACGAAAAACAAACAGUUUUAGAAAAUAAAAAUGCAUUCGAUAAUGUUUCAUCUCCACCGGCAAGUCGUGAUGAAACUGUAGAUUAUUCUAAACGGCCGACAACGUCUCUUCCUCGAGCACAUCGAAAACCAGCGAAUAAAUAA
Molecule: messenger RNA, 2895 nt
Organism: Adineta ricciae
Lineage: Eukaryota; Metazoa; Rotifera; Eurotatoria; Adinetida; Adinetidae
Source: the annotation of a GenBank genome assembly